This is a messenger RNA of Stegostoma tigrinum, 4726 nucleotides long. RefSeq lists its product as uncharacterized. The coding region runs from base 1 to 4041 and encodes 1346 amino acids. The record is from RefSeq and is a predicted model, not a curated record. Lineage: Eukaryota; Metazoa; Chordata; Chondrichthyes; Orectolobiformes; Stegostomatidae. Gene Ontology annotation, molecular function: protein binding; calcium ion binding. The transcript is spliced from 30 exons.
AUGGAUCCACAAUCCAGCAAUGCUCGAAUUCAGAGUAUUGUGCCAGAUUUCCUAAAGAAUGGCAACCACGUGCAGAUUGCCACCCUGCCCCUUUCAUCAGCGGUGAAAGAGUUCCGCAAGAUUCCGGUCACCGCUGUUUUAGGAUGGAGACUUUCACCGAGUUCUGGGAGCACAGGAAUUGCCCGACAGAAUCUACAAUUCCUCUGGAGCCUGCUACAGCUGAGAUUCUGCAGGGUCCCCAUGAGCGACUCUUGGAUACCAACAGAAACUGGGCUUCUGGCCAUCAGAAAAUCCAGACCGUCCUCCUUCAGCGGCAGCCUGCCCACGUGCUCCCUGCUCCCAUAUGUGAACGAGUGUGAAAGUGGAAGCCACGACUGUCACAGCUCGGCCUCCUGUUUCAACAUCCCCGGAUCUUUCCAAUGUGUGUGUGAGGCUGGUUACACUGGAGAUGGGCGGGACUGUACAGAUGUUAACGAGUGUGCGAAUCCAGCAAUGAACCAGUGUGACCCAAACGCAGAGUGCCUGAACUCUGAUGGUUCCUACAGCUGUGAGUGCAAACCCUACUACACAGGGAAUGGGACACAUUGUGAAGGUUGUUUUUGCCCACCAGAAAUUAUCCCAGGAACAGCGAAUCAGCCAGCUCUUUCAGGCAAUCCCUGUCUGUGUGUAUCAGGCUUCAUCAUGUCCAAUAACUUCCCGAGUCUGUACCAGAACAGUGCAGACAUGUACUGGUUCUUCAACAUGGCUCAGAUGUCUAACGCCUCUCGACGAUACACAGGAAUCCGAUUCUGGGUGCAGUCACUGUCUGUGGAGUCCCAGGAGGAUUACAUCUCCUUCGGAUGUGGAACAGAUCCCAAGCGACGGAAGCAGUUCGCACUGACCAAGAAACACUUGAACACCACGACCUUUGACCUCUCCAACUGCACAGACUCCUGGGUCCAUUUCCACUCUGGCCCAAAUGUGCCGAACACAAGGUUCAGAAUUUACUAUGAAAUGGUGCCACGUCUGUGCCAGAGCCUGAGUUGUGACGUCAAUGCCGCUUGUCACACAGAUAGCUCCGGGUCCCUGGUAUGUCGCUGCAAACCAGGCUGGAGGAGAUCAGGUCCCAGGUGUUACGAGCUCAGGAACAUAGUGCAAGCUGUAACAGCCAAUGUCACAGGGCCCAACGUCACAUUGAGAUGGACGGUCAUCCCAAUACCGGGAACUGAGAUUCUCAACUACCAAAUUAAUACAAACUGCACAAACCACACCAACGGGGCCAUCCAACUGCAAAUGUUCCAGCCUGGAAACACCACCAAUUUACUGUUAACUGGUCUGGGUCCCCUGUCACUGUGUACCACUGUGAUCCAGGUAAACACUUCCUCAGAUGGCCUGGUGACCACUCAGCCUUUUACCUUCAAGACUUACUCUGAAAAGAUUCCAGAAGCCCUGAGUUUGACCUCCAUCUCCACCACCAGUGCUGUGGUCUCCUGGGCCCCUCUUGCGGGUGUGAGAGCUCUGAGGGGCUGCAGUUUGCAGUACUACAGCGUUGGGAGCCCCAGCACUGUCCACAUGGUCAGCUUUACCUUAACCAGUUCAGAAGCAGUGAUCACAGGAUUGAAACCAGGCACUACCUAUACUGUGUCCAUUGUAUGUCUCACUGUCUUUAACCAGACUCUCAGCUCCAAGCCGCUUAAUGUCACUACUCUCCCAACUUUGAGGUUCAUCAUCAAUGUGUAUGCUUCCCAUAUAACCUCAUCUACUGCUGUGAUUGGCUGGGAUCUACACCCUGCAAAUGCUGCCCUGGUUUGGUCCUACUCCAUUACCUGUGGUCCUUAUGAAGGUGGUGGGCCCAACAAGAAUAUAAUUGCUUUCCCGCCAAUAACCACUGUGAUCCUCACAGAUCUGAACGAGUCAACUGUCUACAUUGUAACUGUUUCUGCAAAAACACUGUUUGGACAAGAGGACACUGGUUCAAUGUUGAGGUUUAUGACACAAAGCUUUACUGUUCCAUCAAACAAGACCCCAGCAGCACCCCAGGAAGUGAGGGUAGGAGAAUUUGAAUCGUACUGUGUGCUUGUCAGCUGGAAACCACCUUCUGUGCCCUCGAAUGAGACCAUACAAUACAAUGUUAAUGUCCAGGUCCCUGGUUCCUCGCCUGUACGAUAUACAACAAAUGCAAACUAUAUCUACUUGCGAGAUUUGCCUCCGAAACCCGCCUAUAACAUCACAGUUUCUGCGGUGAACCACCAAGGUGAAGGAUUACCCAGUAAGAAGGUCUCCCUCAGGAUGCUAGGAAAACCGAAACCUACACCUGUACAAAAGAUAAAGCCAAGGCUGCUAAUCAAUGAGGCUGUCUCUAUAAGGGCAUCAAGUAUAAUGUUGAGACUACCAGAGUGCGGGAUGUUCGAUAUAGCUGCCAGACAGUUGGAUGCAUCGUAUGGUCAACUCUCAAUUUAUGUCGUUGUUGCAGAGAAUGAAGUUGCCGACAAGAAUUUUACACUGCUGUCUUUGAAUACAAUCAAUGGGGUCUCCAAUCAAUCUGACCCAGGACAGCAAAGUCCGUAUGUUGCACAGCAACACCUCUCUGUGUACGACUGUGAUGAUGGAAAGAAUCUGGACCCUUCUAGGGCCUUGCAGUACUACGUGAUUGGCUCCAAUGGAACGUGCCACUCUAUGGACAUCUGUGACAAGCCACUGCACUCCAACACAACCUACAGGAUCAAAUAUCUUCUGGUUGAUCAAGACAGAGGCGAGAUCAUGAGCAGCAAUUGGUCGGAUAAAUUCCGGACAAAACGAGCCAUCCCAUAUCAAACGCUGGAGGAGGACUGGCAACGCUCAGCUGGAAUGAUUGUCAUCACAGUCCUGUCACUGGUUUUCCUCAGCCUCCUAGUACUUGGCCUCCUCUUUAUGUGGUGCUACAGGAGGAAGAGGACUGGAAUUAUGAAGAAUAAUUGGAUGGGCUAUGAUACACAUUUUAAAAAGGACAAGUGCAGGAAGAAUAUAUUGACAGCAAUGAUUGAAGGACAGCAAAAUGAGAAAGUCAAGAACAGUCUGUUCUUUAUUCAUCCCCAGGAUCAAUGUUCCAAUGAGGACAAUACCUCUAGAUCCUGGAACAUUCCAGAAUACCACAGUAUUUAUGGGGAGAAGAGGCUGCCUAUUGAUCAUGGAUUGCAUUCUGAUCAUCUCCUGUUCAGUUCUGCCUCUACACCCUCAAACACAAGCCGAUCAGUACACAAGAGUGGCUUCGUUCUGACAGGAUGCGUACAGGAUCGAUUGAUUAAAUCUGGAUCGUUGCUGAUGGGAUCAACUCAGACUCGAUCAACUCAGACUGGAGCAAGUCAGACUCAGUGGGCAGCAAAUGGAUUGGAUCAUGCUGGAUUGGCGCACACUGUGUUGGCACCUAGACCCGUCCAAACUGGAUUCAUGCAAAACAGAUCGGCACAGACUGGAGCAACACAAACAGCAUCAGUGCAGAAGGGAUCAGUGGGAUCUGGGCUGUUACAGGACGGAUUGUUUCUGACUAGACUGUCUCAGCAAACUGGGAGUGGUACAGUGAAGUCUGCUCACAGCUCCAAGAGUGCUACUAGCUUCGCCCAGACCCACUCAGAACAAACUGGCAUGGUACAGACCAGGAUGGCUCAGAAUCAAUUGGUUCAAACUGACCCAAUAUGGAGUGAAUCGUCCCAGACUGGCACGAUGAAGUCUGCCAGCAGGUUCAGUGCUACAUCAAGUUUGGUUGAGUCAAUAAGGAGCAGAUCCUCGACCAAUUUCCUGCAGCCACCCACCAGCACUAGGUAUUCCACUGGCUUAACCCUGGCUAACUCGGUACAAACUGGCAGUGUACAGACCAGGACAGUACAGAAUCGACUGGUUCAGACUGACCCAGUAUGGAAUGAGACACUCCGGACUGGUACGCUGCAAUCUCUUAGCAGGUUCAGUGAUACAUCUAGUUUGGUAGAGUCAAUAAGGAGCAGAUCCUCGACAGGUUUUCUCCAGUCAGCCAACAGAACUCAAGUUUUUAAAACUUCAUCAGCCUCCAGUGAAAUUGGUGAUGAAUGACCAUCAAUGCAGUCUCAACUCCAGCUGAAGCUUGUACAAGAUUUUUUUUGGAGCAAGAGGCGUAGUAGUUGAAAACAUUCUUUUAAAUUAUGCUAAUGAUGUGGCUUUAAGAGUUGAGGAUUUAUUACGACGACAAACUGGAAAGCCAGCAUUUUUUUCAUUCUCAGAUGACAAGGUUUAGAGCUGGAUGAACACAGCAGGCCGAGCAGGAAAGAUGACAUUUCACGCCUAGAUCCGUUUCAUUUCUGAAAAGGGUCUCGGCCCGAAAUAUCAGCGAACCUGCUCCUCUGCUGCUGCUUGGCCUACUGCAUUCAUCCAGCUGUACACCUUGUUAUCUCAUAUUCUCCAGCAUCUGCCGUUCCUGCUAUCUAUUCAAUUUCAUAUUGCCAUUUUUGUUCAUUAAUCACAAUGAGUUAUCCAGGUGAACAUACUGUCAGCAUCUGCAAAAAAAGCACAGUAAAUGUGUUUCACUGGAGCUGCAAUGUUAACUCUUAUUUUCUCCGCACAGCUGCUGCCAGACCUGCUGAGUUUUUUGAGCAAUUUCUGUUUUUGUUUCAACAGGUGUAGUUCUUAUUUAAGUUGUUAUCAGGGUGCAUGACUUAUAUUAAAAUUGGGGGUUCAAGUUUGUAUGCUCUAUAUCUUAGAAGAAACCUGUCAAUGCUGCCAUAUUUUAACUCCAAUAAAA